AUGAGUGCAAGGACAGCCGAGAAUUUGGCGCUUGCCUCCAUACCACACUGCACCUUCAACGGGACUGUCCGAACCAAUGGCACCUGCAUCGAGCAGAUGGAUCAGCUAUUCCAAUCCUUCUCCUCCACCGCCGUGCUCUUCGUGGUCAUUGCACUGAUAAUUGGAAUCAUAUUUCUUUCGAUGGUCACUUUUCACUUCCACAAAUGUAAGAUGAAAAGGAGAAAGAUACAACGGGCGCAGGAGGAGUACGAGCGCGACAACAGCUCCAAGACCAUCAAAGGCAAGACGGUGGUCAGGCAAUGUAUCGUGGUGAGCCCGGGGAAACGGCCACCCGCCGCAGACCAGAGGAGCCAGUCAAACACACCGUCUCAGGAGUCCAGUGUCGUUGCACCCAUCCCGACGAACGAGUCAAGAGACAACACACGACAAACGGACCAGGCAAAUGGGCAGAACUUGUUGGAAUCUGUGGCAGUGUCUUCUUGA
Molecule: messenger RNA, 483 nt
Organism: Engraulis encrasicolus (European anchovy)
Lineage: Eukaryota; Metazoa; Chordata; Actinopteri; Clupeiformes; Engraulidae
Exons: 1
Coding region: 1-483 (160 amino acids)
Source: RefSeq, a predicted model, not a curated record